This is a messenger RNA of Rubroshorea leprosula, 2630 nucleotides long. The record is from the annotation of a GenBank genome assembly. Lineage: Eukaryota; Viridiplantae; Streptophyta; Magnoliopsida; Malvales; Dipterocarpaceae.
CAUUUCCUUGUUUGCUUGAAAUCUUCUGAAACUCUCUGUGGCGAAACACUCCGGCUUGAAGAACAAAGCAUCGAACCACACACUACAACUUCGCAUCAUUUUCAGGUAAAAUGGUUUCCUUGAGAGAACUUACAGAGCUACGAGGUAACCAGGGCAAAGAGGAAGGAGAGGAAGGGGUUAUAUCUGUAGAGCCUAUCACGAUGAUAGUGCCGCCGGCGUUGCAGGAUGUACCGGAAAUAAUGACGCCUGAGGGCAGUGCCAGUUCCAACGCUAAGGACAACGGUGGCGACCACCCUACUGCAUCGUCGAGCAGCUCGUCCUCUGAGGAGACACCCAGCCGCGAGGAGGGGAGGGGGGAUGUGGUGAGCCAUGUCUCAGAUCGGCUUGUAAUUGGAGAGUGGGAAAGCAGGACAAUCACGGGCAGGUUGAGCAAUCUGCGAAAGGCGCCCAAGGACCUGCCCGCUGGAUUUAGGUUCAGGGCCGCGCUUCAUCAUGAAGUAGCAAACUGUGCGCCCUCAAUAAGUGGGUUUAGGAAACUGGAGGAGAUGGUGAGGGCGCACCACAUCCCCAAAACGAUCUUGCUCCGGACUGGCGCCAAGAGUGAGAGGGUGUGCACGGUAUCGCAGACGGGCUGGAUACCCGUCAUAAGGUUCAUCAUAAGCUUUAUGCUGUUGUGUGCGAGGUUGGAGGUGCCGGCGAAGGCUAUAGUGUUCAGAUCGCUGUUCCAGUGCCGGCUGUGUCCCAACUCUAGAGGCGCAAAGUGGUACUACCUCUCCGGGAGACAGAAGAGCCAGCUGUUCAAGAACGUCAGGAACAAAGUGGCGAGGUGGAAAAGGCAGUUUAUCUUUGUUCGCGAUACGCGAACAGAGAGAAUAAACAACGACCUCGCUGCUCGGCUAUCGGAGUGGCGUGUGCUGAAUGCACACGUCAACUACCCUCAAUUGCUGCCACGGGACACGGAUCUCAAGAAUCAGCUGCUGGAACAUGCGAGGAGGGAGAAUUUGAUAAAUCUAGACGCCCUGGUUACCUCGGAGCAGCUUGUUGUGUUCGGGUUUGUCGAUGUGGCAAACCUGUUCACCGAAGGUAUACCUUUAUCAUAUACCCUAAAUUCUAGCCGGGCUGAGUCUUAUAUAUUUGUUUGUGCAGAAGAGAUGAGCAGCAUACUUGAACGCCAGCGUCAGCGAGCCCAAAGCUCACGAGGUCGCGGAACGGGCAGCACCUCGCAAAGGCAGACGCGGUUUGACGAGCAACCGCCUCCAGCGCCUCAAUCUCGAAGUUCGUCACACCGAGGAUCCAGCUCAGCGUCUAGGCCCCGGGCUGAACAUAGAGCUAAGGCUGUAGCUCCAAGUGCGCGCAGGCGUGCGCGUGAGGAGACGGAGAGUGAAGAUGAGGUCCCCCUCAUACGACGUAGCAUGAGCGGGGGGACUCAGCCCGCGCAGGCGGCUCGUUCUGCGGUCGCGCGCUCACCCAACGCGCCCUCAACAACUGCGCGGGCAACAGCAGAGCCCGCUUCUGUGUCGACCUCAGUGUCGGCACCCAGGAUCGCGUAUCCUGAUGGCUUCAGCUACCGGGCAAGAGCUUUCGUGCAGCAGCAUGGCGGGCAGGUCGCCAUGGUCAAGUUGAUGGACGCGUUCAGCUACGCGGUAGUGCUGUUCGAGAGCGAGCAGGGGGCUCGCUCUCAGAAUAACGAGCUCAGUGCCAAUUGCAAGCAGUUGGCCGCAGAGAAAGCCAGCCUUGCAGAUGAUGUCAACCGUCUGCAAGGCUCAGAGAUGGCCAACCGAGCUGCUACAGCGGAGAGCCGCGCGGACGAGCUCACCAACAGAAACAACGAGCUCAGAGAGGAGCUGGAGCGAGCCCACGCGGAAAAAGAGAGCGGGAUCCAGGCGGCGAGGGAGGAGGCCGCCCCGGUCGCCGAGGCCGAAAAAAACCUCAAUGCUGUUGAGGAGGCCUUGAAUGAGCUGAAGAGUUCUCACGGGCGCUUUGUGAGCAUCGCUCGAGCUCAAGGGGCAGAAUGGUUCGUGCGCUCGGCUGUGUUCCAGGACGCCGUGGCGGUGGCGUCUGCAAACAUGACCACGGAGAUCUACAACGAAAUCCGUGGGAAGGUGCUGCAACAUCGCCCGGACUUCCCGAUUGGCGAGCUGGCGUUCUUCGACGGGGAGGAUCUGGACGAGCAGGGGAAGAGUCUUGCUCCCCUUGCCAACACGACGAUGCAGUUGAGGUGGGACCUCAACGAGGAGGGUGUAGAAGGGGCUCCUUUAGUUGAGCAGGAGCCAUCAACCACUCCGCCCAACUCUCAGCCCGUCGUGGUGCCGGCGAGGUCGCCCGUCAUUGCACCAGUGCCGGAGCCCGCUGCUCGCUCGCCUCCAGCUCGCUCCUCUCCGCCAACGGCUGGGGCGUCCAUGCCCGUCGAUUUGACGGAUGACUAGACUUAGGAUUUUUUUUGUUUUGUUCUUUUGUAUUUUGUUUCUGCAUUUUUGUAUUUGAUCAAUGGAUCAUAUCAUAUGUACCUCCAAUGUAAACAUCUUUGAUGAAAUACAAAUAUGCACUUUCCUUUGAACUUUUGUUGUAUUUUCUGGAUAUCGUUGUUUACAAUUGUUGGAUAACAACUUGAAUAAAAUAACAGUACACAU